UGCCAGGACCAGGUUGUGCGCAAUGGCGGUAUAGAUUCUGUCCGACUUGUCGUCCUUCUCUUCCUCGAAGUCUCGGAAAGUCUGCUGGACGCACUCCAGCGCCUCUUCGUUGGUGAGUCUCUCCCACAGUCCGUCCGAUGCCAUUAUGAACACCUCUCUCUCGGUGUACUUGUGGGUCGAGAGUUCGUGGACUCUGACCUCUGGGAUCGGAGUGAGGAAGGGUUUGAUCCACUGUCCGCCGGGCGCCUCUAGAUCGUGGUCUCCGAAACCUCGAGUGGUACCGAUGGUGGCCAUGAGGCGGGCCCUCUUCCCGUGGCCAAUUAUCAUGGGGACUCGGUUCACGUCGUCACCAGAGACAAUGCGGUAGGACCAACCGGACAUGUGCCGGUCGCGAAACAAGACCUUCUGUCCGAGGUCCUUCUUGCGGAGCCUCCGUUGGAACUCGAUGCGACCAAAGUGUUUCCCCAGUAGCUGUGGCUGGAGGAAGGCGAGCGUCUGGAGCCGUUUUCUGUCGGUCUCGGGGGUGAAGUCCAUGGAGAGAGGAAUUAUGUCCUGCAGGUUAUUGGCGACGAGGAUUGCCCGACAGUCUCCGGCGUUGGCCACGUAGAGUUUCUGCUGGAGAAACAGCGCUACGAUAGCUGUGCAGCCUCCCUUGAUGCUGUAGGUGGCACGCUCGCGGCGAAUCUGGUCGUCCAUCUCGGCAAACGCCUCCUCCAGCGCCCCCUGUACCAGCAGCUCUGUGGGGAUGGGCUCAGUGAUGCAGCCCAGCCCAGGGUCAUCCUCUGCUAUCACCUCGGCCUGCUGUAGAGCCAGAAAGUGCUUCACGGCGCCCAGUUUCUCUCUGAUGUGUAUGUGCAUCGUGUGAGCGGCUGUCAGGGCCGCCCCAGUCCCCGCGUGCCCGUCGAAGAUGCAGAACAAAGUGUAGGGGAUGUUGGCUACGGUCUUGUCUGGACCAGCGCCAGGGACGUGGAGGGAGCCAAUGUGCAUGGCGGCCUGGUCCUCAUUCGAGUAGAGGCUCUUGCCCGAGUUUAUCGUCUCGGCGUAGCCCGUGCUCCAAGGCAUUCGGGACGGGUCGCUGGGCGUAAGGAUGAGUCGCUGGCCGUGGUCUUUGGCGGCGUCUGCCUGCUUCUGCGUUAUCUCCAGGAACACGGGGCGGGCACACUCGUACUUGACGGGCAGUUUCUCGUUCUUGCUCCUCUCAGAGAUGUGGGGAAUCGACUCCAGCCCUUCCAUCGCCAUGAUGAUGAGUGGGCGGACGAAACUAAAGACGUUAGUGUCUUGGCAAGGCCUUAUAAUCAGCCCAGCCUUUCAGUCACCGUAUUUUGCUGUAUAGAGAGGAGUAGAAGCUGCUUUUGGCUGCGACGACUGUGAAACUGCAACGAACUCGGUUUUUUGUGUGUGUCGGGACAGAGUUUAAUCACAUGACAGUCACGUGAUAAGAUCUCGAGCGGAAAGGAGAGUGGGGCAGCCUGUCGCACCUUCUCUGCCAACUACCGACAGCCCUGGGUCCUGAUUACUGUGAAACCAGCUGGUGUGGGACUAUCACUAAGCUAUGGACGAGCAGGAGCGACAGCUGAAGCUUCAAGCAGGAAAGGAAGCUCUACAAGCCUUCCAGAAGAGAAAGAAAGCCAAGAAGAAGAAGAAGCCAAAGCCCGACUUCUCGCUCCCCGUCCCAGCCAGCACUUUCAGUCAUCUGGUGGACGAAGGAGACUAUCUUCUCAACCAGAGCGAACCUAUCCUACCCCAGUCAGCUUCACCCCUCCCACCAGAGGACUCCAGUCACCCCAGUCAGACAACCUCUCUCCCUCCCAACGCCAUUCUAUCGGGUGAUCAUCAAUUAGAAACCAAAGCUCCUCCUCCAACUGACUCAGUUCCUGCCCUUCCCCCGCCCUCCCACUCCUCACCUCCUCCAUCCCUCAUCACCGCCUCCUACCACAUCCACUCCACCCCUCUCCCUCCCUCCCACUCCACCCUCCCCACACCCCCUCCAUCACACUCUCCCAUCCCCACCACCUCUCACUCUCACAUCACUACCUUUCCCCACGACUCCCAACCUAAUGGAGACCUUGUAGCUACAGAAAGGUUCCCAAGUCCACUCAGACAGCCCACUCCUGACAAUGGAGCAAUAGCUACUCUACAAAAGGAACUAGACUAUGCUGAAGAGGAAAAGAGAGAGCUAAAGAGUGAACUAGAGGCCCUGAAAGAUCGGCAGGCACGCAUGCUGGACGAGACUAGAAACGCCGUCGCUCGUACCUACCAGGACCAGAUAGUCAAUCUACAGCAUAGCCUCGUGGAGAACCAGCGAUCGCACCAGUUACUGGAGAGACAGCUAACUGAGCUGAGGAAUCGGCAUGGCAGUGAGAUAGAGAGCGUACGGAGACAACAAGAAGCGGCUCGCAAGUCUGCACUGCAAGAGAAGGACCGAAAACACGCCGAGCACAUUCUGCGACUGACGGCCGAAUUGAGCGCCCAGCAAGAAUUUGUCGACGGUGGGAAGGAUUCUGCCGAGCAGGAGGCAGAGAGGAUCCAAAUGAUCAAAGUGAGCAUGAAAGAAAUGCACCAGAAAGAAAAGGCUCAGCUGAUUGAGGCACACGAAGAAGAGAAGCGUAGACUUGCAGAGGAACACCAGGAGCAGCUGGUUAGCCACACCCAGCAAAUGGAGCUGUUGGCAAACUCCAAGAUCCAGGAAGUCCACGGUCAAAUAAUGAGUGCCUAUCAGACACUCGCGGAGCAGAAGAGUGUGGCAGAGUCUGAACUGGGUCAAGUGCGGGACGAGCUACAGCAGACGUCCUCACGACUGGCAGUAUUCAGGCAAGAGAAGGAGCAGCUGGAGGAAGAGAACAGGAGACUUCUGGAGUCCCACUCGGCCGAGGUGGGGGAGAUGAACACAAAUGCCCACAAUCUUGAGGAGAGGGUCAACUCUUGGAAAGAGAAGGCGGCAAGUUUGGAGACUCGUCUCAGGCUCUCCGGCGAGACCGAGGAGCACUUGCAACAGCUCCGGGAGGACUACGAGGCUAAAUUACAGGGGCUCACCGCUCAAUUCGGGGAGCAGGUGGCGAGGCUGGAAUCGGACGCCAAGCGGCAGAGGGAGAGAAACGAGACUCUAGUACAACAGCUCCAGAGGGCAGAGGAGGACGCCCGAGUUUGCUACCAGGAAGAGCUGGAGACUCUGAAAUCCGAACACGGGAGCCAAGUGGAGCUACUGGAGAAAAGCAUGUCCGAGGCUCUGAGCGACAAGGGCAGUCUGGAAGCUGCUGAGGAGCACAUGAGUAGCCUCCAGAAACAGCUGAAGGCGUACCGCAUGCAGGAGAGCGACAUGAACUCCAGGAUGACUCGACUGCAGGAGGAGCAGGCCGAGGUCAUGGAACUGCUCAAACAACGCCACGAGAAGGAGAAAGAAGAAGAGAUGGAGUCCCUGCGAGGGCACUUUGUCUCUCAGAUCGAGGAGCUACAGAGGGAACUACAAGUAGAGAGAGAGCGUGUGGGUGAGGAUUCAUCCAAUGAUGCCCUUCAGGAACUUCGCUCCACGCACAGAAAAGAGCUCGAACGGCUACAGAGCACCCUACAACAGACACAGGCCGAGGCCCUCGACAACCUUCAAGCCCAGCUGCUAAAGGCCCACAAGACAAACACAGAACACUUGAAACAACAACACGAAAGUGAAGUCCAGCAGCUGAAGUCUGAAUUUGAGUCUACCUCAGAGCAGUUUGCCAAGAUGGAAGCCGAGAGCAGAGAAAAGUUCAUCAAACUACAAGAAUCUCACACUGUCGAGGUGUCUAGGCUUCAGACAGAACACAGUGAGGCUAUCAGGGAACUCCAGACAUCAUUCGAACAUCAGAGAAACCUUUCCCUCGGUGAAGCAAAUUCUCGGGUGCAGAAGAUGGAAUUGGAGCUCGUGGCUGUGAGAAACAAAGAGGCCGAGUGGCAGGAGCUGCAGGGAGACAUGAUGUCAAAGAUGGAGAGUUCCCAGAGGGAUAUCGAGAGGGGGCGGGACGUCCUGGCCCAGGCAGAGUCGACUCAGAACCUGCUCCGAGAGGAGUGUCGCGGGCUGAGUGAGCGACUGCGGACCGCUGAGUCUGACUGCAGCAUCGCACAGAGUGCCCGCGCCGGUGCCGAGCAGUCUCUGGCCCAAGUCACAAGCCAGCUGAGAGCCCAAGUGGAGCACCUGCAGGUGGAGGCCGAGAAGGUCGAAGCCGCCGAGGCCGCGAACCACGAACAGGCAGAAAAACUUCUCAGAGUCACGGACCAGCUAGCGGAGAAGAACAUGGCCGUUGCCAACCUCCAGUCCGAGAUGGACACACUCAACACGGAGGUGUUUAGUCUUACCGGGAGGUGUCAGCAGCAGGCGUCCACUGUCGAGAUGCUGCAGCGACAGCUGGAGAAUGCCGGCGCAGAGAGCGAGGAGAUUGCCCGACUCCAGCAACAACUGAGCUCGCUCGCUCCCGUCAAGGAACACAACGCGCAGCUGAAGUCAACUGUGACUCAGUUACAGGAGAUCGUCCGAUCCAAGGAACAACUCCACGGUCAACAGGUUGAAGAGCUGAACACUGAGGUAGAGCGCUUGAGGGAAGAGGUUGAAGCUGCGCACACUGCUCAUAGGGAACAAGUAGAACAGAGCACCGCUGAACUACUCAAACUGAGCACUCUUCAGUCUGACAAUGACUUGCUCACAGGCCAGGUGUCUAGUCUCACCACAGAGUGUGAGAAGAAGACCGCCAGUAUUGAAAUGUUGGAGCAACAAUUGAGUCCAAUCAACCAGCAGAAUGCACAGUUGAAGCAAUUAGUGGCUCAAUUCGAGGACACUGUCCGAUCCAAGGAUGGGACGAUAGGGGAACUACAGUACAAUCUGGAGCAGGUUCAAGGGCAGGUGUCCCGUCUGGAAAUGGCUAUCCAGUCUAAGGAUGGCGAAUUGGACCACUUGGAGACCGAAAUCAGAGAACACAACAGGCUCAAGGAAGAAGCUGAACGCCUCAGAUCUGCACUUCAAUCCAAAGACAUGGAAAUCAAGUCACUGCAGGAGACACGUGAGCAAGUGGACUUUCAGCUAAGGGAACUCAAGAUACAGUCUGAGGCUCAGCUGGAAGAAGCAACAGCGACCUCUGCAACGGAAAUUGAAGCACUCAGAGCUACAAACGAGGCUCAGGGUGCUCGAGAGAGAGAGCUGCGGGAGCAGAUCACGCAGCAAGAUGUGUCGCUGGGCCAACUAGAGUCUACCCACCAGGCCCAGCAGGAGGAGAUAGCUAGUGCCAGGGAAGAGGUCAGCCAGUUGCAGGGACGGCUACGAGAGUCUGUGGCGACCGGGAAACGGCUCCAUGGGGAGAACCAGACACUGGCUGCUGAACUGGAGGAACAGCGGGAGCAGUCGGCAUCGGUUCAGAGCGAUUCGCUAGUCGAGAUGAGGAGCAGGAACGAUGAACUGGAGCAGAGUUUGUCUGAUCUCGAAUCAGAGAGAGUUAGACUCUCUGCUGAGCUGGCUCGAGCUCGGGAGGAAAGCGACGCACAAUUUGCAGAGUCCACGAGGUCGUGGGAGAGCAAAGUCCAACAGAUGGAACAGAGUAUUACAGAACUUCGCAGCAAACUCAGCGAGAAGGAUGUGGCUUUCGCGGAGAUGCAGAACCAGCUCACCCAGAAACUUGCCGACGCCGAAAUCCAGCAACAGUACCUUCGUAGUCUGGACAUCUCACAUCUUCACAGUCCACGUGACGGGACACUCGUCUUGGGUCAAAGGUCGGCUCUCGAGGAGAGCCUCUCGCGAGCACGUCGACGACUGUCGGAGAAACUACGAGAGAAGGAAACGCUGGAGAGAGAUCUCAGUUUUCACCGGACGGAGCUGGAGCGAAGGCUCGGGGAGAAACAGAGACUGGAGGAGCUGCUGUUUGAGAAGGCGAGGUUCGAACAGGAGUUGAUGAACCAGAAGGAUCAGCUACAGUCUGAUCUGAUACAGAUUGAGUCCAAACUCCACCUCCACGUGGGCAGGGUUGGACAGCAGUACAGCAAUCACGUGGUGACACCUCCUAACCAGCGUCUCCUGACACACAGCUAGAGUUUUCACCUAAUGUUUCAUGAGCUGGAACAAGAGUCACCUUUAUUACAGGUUUCAUUUGUCUCUCCUCUAUUAGGGUUUACUCUGUACAGUAAUAUUGCACAACAACAUGUACACAUCUUUUUAUGUCCA
Messenger RNA from Geodia barretti, 6175 nucleotides. The record is from the annotation of a GenBank genome assembly. NCBI's taxonomy places the organism in Eukaryota, Metazoa, Porifera, Demospongiae, Tetractinellida, Geodiidae.